UGCAGAAGUAGUAUAUUACAGCUCAGGCAGCUCAGUUUGUUGUACAUUUAAACAGAGAACAUUUGUUUUUGUCGUAGCCGUAGUUGGUUUCGAAAUUGCUCGGGAAAUUUGCUAGGAAGUGACCGAUAACUGAAUACAAUGGACGAAACAGAGGAGAGGUUGACGGAAGAGCUGAGAAUCAAACGAAUUUGCCGGUUCUGUCUGACCCAGGAGGAACCCCUGAGUGAUAUUUACUCCAAUGAUGUGAUCGAGGGCAACAGCAAAGCAGCGAAGGCGACGCCUUUAACGCUGCAGAUAAUGGCUUGUGUUUCUAUCGAGGUUUAUAAAGAUGAUGGCAUGCCCAGUACUAUAUGUGACGACUGUCGACGGCUGAUGGACCACUCUUACCGUUUCAAGCAAAUCUGCAAGAAAGCCGAUACACUGUUGAAGACGUAUCCAAUGACGGGUGUUUGGCCCGGAAGACUGCAAAUACCGAAGGACUUACUAAAGAGUACUCAACCUCCACCAACACCGGUCAUCAAACCAUCGACAGUUGCGGCGGAAGCUGGCGCGAAUCACUCCCAAGCUAAAUCAGUGACUACAUUAGGCGGUACAACAUUGAAGAAAGUUGUACCAACAGCAUCGAAUAGAGAUCAUGAGACCAAGGUAGUCAAGAAAAUAGUUAAUGUUACUGCAAAAUCACCUUUGAAGAAACCCCAAACUGCAAUUGAACCUGCUAAAGCAGAAGAAUCAGAAACAGAAGAAAACGAGGAAGAUGUGAAACCCAAAAUUGUUCAGCUGAGUAUUGCAGAUUUGAAAAAUAUCAAACAAGGACGACCGAUCAACAAAAUGCAGCUCAUCAAGAAAGCCUCUCCGAUAUCUAAAGAUAUCGAGGUUGAAGUUGUGCGAUGCGAGGAAUUUCCGCAGAUGACUCGUUCAUCGCAGAAUGCCACCGCUAGCGGUAGCACGAACAAUCCAAACAAAAAACCUGUCAAGCUUAUAAAUGGUAAUAUUGGAAAUGUGAACAAGAAACCCGUAAUAUUGAAUAGCUUAAAACCAACGAAAAAGACCGAAGAACAUUUUGUACAAACCGCUGAUGGUACAUUGGAAAUUAUUUCCACUGAGACGCAAGAACUGGACCCCAUCAAAAAUGCUCCACCCGUCGAAACGUACGUAUUUCCUUGCACCGAAUGUGAGAGAUCGUUUCCAUUGCGUCAACUUUUGGAAAUCCACAUGCAGAAUCACACUCGGGAGAGGAAUCAUCCUUGCGAGAUGUGCGACAAACGAUUCUUCAGCAAGUAUGAUUUGGCAAAACACAAUCUCACACACACUGGCGAACGUCCCUUCGUUUGUGUUAUUUGCAAAUCGGCCUUCUCGAGAUCUACACUUCUGACGAGGCAUCAAAAGGUUCACAAGGAUCAACCCAAGUUUCUUUGCAUCUACUGUGAGCGUACAUUCCUCUCGAACGAAGAACUGCAAAAACACACCGAAAAUCAUCAGAAGAAGCGGCCGUUCCAGUGUGAUAAGUGCCCCAAGAGUUUUGCUUAUAAGCAGGGCUUGGAGCGCCACGAAGUAACUCACGAAACAAAUCUUCCCUUCUCUUGUGAACACUGCAAUCUUAGCUUUGCGACAGCUGGAAAAUUAGCACGACAUUUGACGGCUCACGCUGGAAGUCGUCCAUAUCCUUGCCGAAUGUGUUCUAGAGCUUUCAUGUUGAGCCAUCAUCUCACCAGACACGUUCGUUCACAUCAGGGAGGUCGCGGUGCAUACAAGUGCAAUGAUUGUUCAAGCAUUUUCAACAGCCAGGACGAGCUCAUCUACCAUUCGGCUGUCCAUGCUACGGAGAGCCUUACCUGUCCGUUGUGCCGCGAUCAUUUCGAUACGUUGGAACUCGUAACGGAGCACAUUAAGCAACACUCGGAGGGAAUCCAAUAUGCCUGUGAUUACUGUGACUUGCUCUUUACCACCGCGGAGCGAUUGGAUUCUCAUUGCCAACAGGAGCAUAUAGCCGUACUGGCUAUGGAUCGGACCGAAACUGACCCAGAGGACUCCAUCGAUGAUUCCUCCGAAGCAACACAGCAGCUCAUCAUUGAGGAGAUCGCUAUCAACACUGACGGAAGUAAGAUGAUCACGACGUUUGUAGAUGGUGAGCAGAAAGAGAAGAAGUUUGUGCAGAAAGCGCCCGGCGUAGUUGUUAAACACGAGGGAAACGUGGACAUUAUGGAUGUGCAUGAUCAGUAUUCCGACGAGGAAGGGGACGUCGAAGGAGAGGAACAGGAAACAUACUUUGUAGACGACGAAGAUAUUGCGGAAGAGCAAGUAGAACAACCAAAAGUGUUAAAUCGGGUUCAAACCGGUAUAAAGAUCGAUCCAAAAAAACAAGAGCUCAAAAAGGCUGAUGUGGUACCACAAUCUUCGGCUACUAAGCCAGAAGCAGUGUCAGAUACAUUUAAAACGAAACAGAAAAAACUGGAUUCGUUCUUCAAGAAAGCUGAGAAUAAUGGGGCACAGUCAACGACUAAAAGUGUUGGUGAUGUGUUAAAAAAUUUACCCAAAGGCGUUGUGAUAAAAAGAUCGAUGACCACCACUUCCAACACUGCUAAUAUAAAACCAGAACCCAAACUAUCACCCAUAGCAAAAACGGAAGUUACAAAACCAAUGUCCACCAGAGUUACGGAUCAACAAAAAUCUCCCACUACUACCACUGUUGUUCAACCAAAAACGGAACGCAAGAUUGUCUCUCCUAAAGCAGUCGCAGAGAAGUCACAGUCGGUUAAAUCCCCGCCAGCAAAAACUGCGAUGAAGCGGCCAAAUGAAGACAAAAGUGAGGGAACUCCUGUUAAAAAACUUGCUGUCGAUCCCAAAACCAUCCGCACGGCAUCAUCUCCUUCCAAGUCGGUGGCCAAAGCGGUUUCUACAGCGACCACAAGAGCGGUAAGGCCGGUGGCCACUCCCAGUCCUGCUCCAUCCACUUCUGUCAAAAAGGGCAAAACUUUCGAAAUGAAGAUUGGCGAUAAGAUGGUAAAAGUGCAAAAAGUCGUCAUGACAAAGGCGGAAGUUGCAGCCAUGGCACGCGAUGGGAAAAUCGAAAUGCAAGGAGACAAAAUGAUACUCAAGCAACCGAAAGUGAAAAAAUAACGAUAAAGCGCUCGUUGUUUUGUGAAAGUAAUUUUAAACAAAUAAAUAGCAUGUGAGUCGGUAUACAAAUUGAAAUCGCUCUCCGCUCUGGUCUUGCGAAUAUCGAAUUUGAAACAAGUCGAAUCCCGUAGCAUAAACACAAAAAGCUCUCUCGAGUUUCCAUGCAAAAAAUUAUUUUUUUAUGAUUCUUUUAAGCUUUACUUCAGAAGUAAUUGAUUUUUUUCAUUUUGAGGAUUUUACGUUGAUGACAACUAUUAUUUGUAUAUUUAAAAUUCGACGCUGCGGCUUCUGCAAUCCGAGUAGUCUGCGCCAUUUAGUGUGUACUAAUAGAAUCUUCUCAAUGUAGCAUAUAUUGAUAGCCCUAGCAGGACUCAAGGAACAACUGUAAUGUUGAGGUUAUGAUAAUUUUUGUUUCCAUUUUGAGUUGUUUCGAAAGCAUUAUCCAUCGAAACUGCAAAUGAAAUAAUCUAAAAUAAGCUUACGGAUAAAUAAAAUUAGGUAUGUU
This is a messenger RNA of Toxorhynchites rutilus septentrionalis, 3622 nucleotides long. Its product is annotated as RE1-silencing transcription factor-like. NCBI's taxonomy places the organism in Eukaryota, Metazoa, Arthropoda, Insecta, Diptera, Culicidae. Gene Ontology annotation, molecular function: zinc ion binding. The record is from RefSeq and is a predicted model, not a curated record. Gene Ontology annotation, cellular component: nucleus. The transcript is spliced from 6 exons. Bases 139 to 3117 code for a protein of 992 amino acids.